UCGAUCAUAGAAUAAAAAAACAAAACCCUUGAAGUCACUAAGUUGAUUCAAAAUGGUUGCGAGAAGUGAGGAAGUUGAGAUAGUGGAAGAUACGGCGGCGAAAUGUUUGAUGUUGUUAUCAAGAGUUGGAGAAUGCGGCGGAGGAGGAGAGAAACGAGUUUUCCGAUGCAAGACUUGUCUUAAAGAGUUUUCGUCGUUUCAAGCUUUGGGAGGUCAUCGUGCAAGCCACAAGAAACUCAUUAACAGUAGCGAUCCAUCACUUCUUGGAUCCUUGUCUAACAAGAAAACUAAAACGGCGACGUCUCAUCCUUGUCCGAUAUGUGGCGUGGAGUUUCCGAUGGGGCAAGCUCUUGGUGGUCACAUGAGGAGACAUAGGAGUGAGAAAGCCUCACCAGGCACGUUGGUUACACGUUCUUUUUUACCGGAGACGACGACGGUGACGACUUUGAAAAAAUCGAGUAGUGGGAAGAGAGUGGCUUGUUUGGACUUAGAUUCGAUGGAGAGUUUAGUCAAUUGGAAGUUGGAGUUGGGAAGAACGAUUUCUUGAUUCGUUUUAUUUCUUCAUAUUCGUUAUAGGGUUUUAACAUAUUUUCAUACAGUUUCAUAUUGUAAUCUUUGUAGAUCCAUUUAUCUUACCGAUCGAUGUGAAUAUUAUUUUGAUAUACACUAUUGGAGUUUACAUUCAAUGUACACUAAUUUUCUUGUUUUCUUUAAAUUAGCCCUUGAAGUUUGAUCUAUGAAUGGUUUAAGUAGUGUUGAAACUUGAAACCAUUAUAUGUGUGGUCA
Molecule: messenger RNA, 786 nt
Organism: Arabidopsis thaliana (thale cress)
Lineage: Eukaryota; Viridiplantae; Streptophyta; Magnoliopsida; Brassicales; Brassicaceae
Product: C2H2-type zinc finger family protein
Exons: 1
Coding region: 53-547 (164 amino acids)
Cellular component (GO): nucleus
Source: RefSeq, marked reviewed